This is a messenger RNA of Durotheca rogersii, 3370 nucleotides long. RefSeq lists its product as uncharacterized. Gene Ontology annotation, biological process: transmembrane transport. Gene Ontology annotation, cellular component: membrane. NCBI's taxonomy places the organism in Eukaryota, Fungi, Ascomycota, Sordariomycetes, Xylariales, Xylariaceae. The record is from RefSeq and is a predicted model, not a curated record. Gene Ontology annotation, molecular function: ABC-type transporter activity; ATP hydrolysis activity; ATP binding. Bases 1 to 2772 code for a protein of 923 amino acids. The transcript is spliced from 5 exons.
AUGACACCCGAGCACCUCCAACGGCUGCAGGCCACGCUUCAUUACGUCUACCCGCUUUCUGUGUUCCUGUACUUUUCCAUCUCGUCGACUGUCGCCUUUUGUAGGCUGCAGACGUCCGACUCCGCGAAGGGCGUCCAUCCACGGCGCCGGGCCAUAUUCCGUCUCUUGCUCCUAUUCAUAGCCACGUUCGUGGUCCAGGCCGUCCUCAGAGUUGUCGAGAUCAUCGUAUGGCGACGAUGGCCGUCACAGGACACUAUCAUUGGUCUGCUGUCCUGUAUCUUGGCCUUCGGGAUUGAGCAGAACAGUCUCGCGGGCGAAUCGCGCAGUGUCUGGUAUCCAUUCUAUGGAUCGUGGCUGAUUGCGCUGGCUUUAGAGCCCGUCAACGCAGCGCUCUCCUUUAUCGCUGCCCACGGGUCCGCCUCGUCAGAUCCUAUCGCUGAUGAUAACUUGCCACUGAUGCUUCGUCUCGACGCCUCGAUCGUCAUCGUCCGCUGUAUUAUUGCUUUGGGCGUCGUCUUGGCGUACUCGCUCGGGCGUACGGGCCGUGUGGACGCAGAGGACGAGGAGCGGGCGCCGCUGAUCCCCAAGCCGAAUCAACGUCCAGACGGCGUGGAUGCGUCGGCCGAUAGUGGCUAUGGCACCAAUACGGAUGCGACCAAUACGGAGACGACAAAUACGGAGACCAACUCUCCGAGCGACCCUGAAUCGCCCUGGGAGCGCCAGGAGCGCCUCUCUCGCGAGAAGAUUGAGAAGCGCUUGAAGAACGAGGGAAACUGGCUCGGAUACGUCAAGGGGUUCUUCAUAUUCUUUCCCUACAUCUGGCCCGUCAAUAACCGCCGGCUGCAGCUGUAUGCUGCUCUGGUUGGCCUAUGCCUCUUGGCCGGCAACGCCCUCAAUUUCCUGAUACCCCGCCAAUACGGUGCCGUUAUGGACUCGCUGAGCGGCGUGUCGGACCAGAACCCGUGGGUCCAGGUCGCGAUUUUCGCCGGCCUUCGCCUCCUGGCCUCGGAGGCUGGAAUCAACCUCCUGAGACAGAUGCUGUGGCUUCCUAUAGAGUAUUACUCCGAGGAGACGCUCACUGUCGCGGCCUACUCUCACAUCAUGAACCUCUCGUCCGAGUUUCACGAUUCCAAGAGUUCCUCGGACCUCAUCGUGGCCAUUUCCAACGGGACCUCUAUCUCUAACAUGCUCGAAUCGAUAUGCUUUCAGGCCUUGCCGAUGAUGAUUGACCUGAUUAUCGCCUUUACGUACCUGUCUACUAAGUUCGGCCCGUACGAAGGUUUUAUCACCAUCGCGACGGGCACCGCGUUUAUCCAGACCGCCGCCCACAUCAUAGCAAACUACAAGGAUAGGAGGAGCAAGAUGGUGAAAACGUAUUUCGAAGAGCAUUAUAUUCGGCAGGCCGGCAUUCAAGGCUGGCAGACGGUCAGCGCCUUCAACCAAGUUCCGUACGAGGAGAAUCGAUACGGCGUCGCCGUGAAAACCCACGUCUCAGCAGCCAAGUCGCUGUAUUCCGGCUACUUUAUCGGGCACGCUUUCCAGUACCUAAUCCUUCUCGCCGGGCUACUUGCCGGCGCUUUCUUAGCCGUGUACCAGAUCACGCAUGGCCAAGCCACUGCGGGAGAUUUCGUCAUGCUUUUGACAUAUUGGGGUCAGCUCACGUCGCCCUUGCGGUUCUUCUCCCAACUCGGCAAGAGUAUCAGUCAGGAUCUGGUGCAUGCCGAGCGGCUUCUGGAUGUGAUGACGACGAAACCGACGGUGACCGAGCGGUCCGAUGCUCGGCCUCUCAAGCUCAAGGGUGGAAGGGUGGAAUUCCGGAAUGUCAGUUUCAGCUACGACAAGAAGAAGGACAUCUUGAAGGGCGUGAAAGUGUCGGUUCCGUCAGGUACCACCGUGGCGUUCGUGGGCGCGACCGGGGCCGGAAAGUCGACUAUCCUGAAGCUUCUCGACCGCUUCUACGACGUGACCGCUGGCUCUAUCAUGAUUGACGGCCAGGACAUUCGUGAUGUGACGAUCUCGAGCCUACGCCAAUGCAUAGGAAUCGUUCCGCAGUCACCAAUUCUCUUCGACGAUACCGUCAUGAACAACAUCAGAUACGCACGGUUGGCCGCCUCCGACGAGGAAGUCUACGACGCAUGCAAAGCGGCCGCGAUCCACGAUCACAUUAUGGGUUUCACCGAGGGUUAUAAAACGCGAGUUGGCGAGCGAGGAGUUAAAUUAUCCGGGGGCGAAUUGCAACGUAUCGCGAUCGCGCGAGCCAUCCUCAAACGUCCAGAAAUUGUUCUUCUCGACGAAGCGACUAGCUCGGUCGAUACUGAUACCGAGCAGAAGAUCCAAGACGGCCUCCGUGCCUUGUGCCGGGGUCGCACUACGUUUAUCGUUGCACAUCGCCUCUCAACUGUUAUGAACGCCGACAGCAUAUUCGUCGUCGCGAACGGGGAGAUCGUGGAGCAGGGAAACCACGAGGAUUUGAUCGGUAGAGGAGGCAAGUAUGCCGAGCUCUGGUCCAAACAGAUCUUCGUCAAGCCCAAGGAGCCGAAGGAGGACAAUAAGAAUUCGGAGGCCGCCUGCGGGGCAUUGCCAAUCGCGACUCAGACGGAUGGUUCUGCCGACGAGCGCGACGGUGGAAUGGACGCCCCGAACGGAACCCUGGACUCUCGGUCCACCCCAAUCAUCACGAAACCCGUCGCGACAGGCAAGGCUAACGGGCAGGGUGCGAAGACUCCAAAUGGCCACAAGAAAGAGGUAGAUCCGUCGAAGAAUCAAUCUUGAUUUUUUUGACUGGUACUGAUCUCUGACUAGCAAGGUUCAAAGUUGAAUCCUGGCGCUCCGGAGUUCACACCUCGUUCCGUACCCGCGCCGAAGCCGACGCAUGUCUCUCCCGCACGUUGCAGCUGGGCCGAGGAUUUCGAGGAAGCCAACAAAAGUGAUGCACCACCAGCGGCAAACGACGACACUGCGUCGGUUUGUACCGCAAUUCGAACUUACGAGGGUGUUUCCCCGACCAGAAACGGCAAUGGCUACGUCGUAUCGCCUACGACACCCCCUGGUUCGGUUGCCGAAUCAACGGUUCCAAAGAUACUUGAUUCUAAGCCUCGCCGCAACACUCUCCAGUCCGUAUCCUGUCCCGAACGGUCGUCAUGUCUCCCGAGUAGCCCCGUCCGCUCUGUCAGUCAACCUACACCAAACCCACCUGCCACCUCUUCCGAACCGGGCGACGAGGAGGCUUCGAAGGAGCAAAACGAGCCCCAGCCCCCUUGUUCGGGGAUAGAGCCUCUGUCUCAGGGAUCCUCGAGAGGCAACAGAGCCGGUUCCCGCGGCCGAAGCCGCUCCCGUUAUCGUGGAGGGAGAGGGCGACGACGCAAUCCGU